Messenger RNA from Histoplasma mississippiense, 3213 nucleotides. RefSeq lists its product with no specific name. Gene Ontology annotation, molecular function: phosphatidylinositol-4,5-bisphosphate binding. The transcript has 4 exons. Gene Ontology annotation, cellular component: plasma membrane; exocyst. Lineage: Eukaryota; Fungi; Ascomycota; Eurotiomycetes; Onygenales; Ajellomycetaceae. Gene Ontology annotation, biological process: exocytosis; Golgi to plasma membrane transport. The coding region runs from base 1 to 3213 and encodes 1070 amino acids. The record is from RefSeq and is a predicted model, not a curated record.
AUGGCGGGUGUGCGCAACGGUAGCAACACAAAACCCGCGCCGACGGGGAUGUCGAGAGCAGAGAGGUUCGACGAUGAGAAGCGCCGGCUCAUCCAAUGCUGCUUUGGCAAGCAGGAUGUGGAUGGUUCAGUUCUCGAGUCCUAUAUUACGCAUAUUCGAAUUACUGAGGAUGCAGCGUAUCCCUCAACACCUGCCCCGCCGAGCUCACCCCCUGAAAAUAAAAAGCCUCGUUUGAUAAUCGUUUCGGUGAGAAAGUCUGGGAGGGUUCGCAUGCAUAAGGCAAGAGAGAAUAAUGACGGCACAUUUUCAAUCGGCAAAACAUGGCUGUUGGACGACUUAUCCCAUAUCCAGAUUUACGAACAUAUGCCUGCGUCAAGCAAUUCUGAGCAACAACAGAAAAUGUGGGCAUCGAAUGUUGGAUUUGUGGUGACUGUAUCCAAACCUUACUAUUGGCAGGCUGCAACUCCAAAGGAGAGGGACUUCUUUAUUGGUAGUUUGGUAAAGAUCUACAAAAAGUACACUGGUGGUAGGGUACCAGAGCUCCUUGGUUUCGACUCUCGCGAUCGAGAUACAAUUACCGGUACUGUGGCUCCUGGCGCGCAAAAUGGUCCUUCCCCAGGAUCGCGUGCUCUCCCCUUAGACCGUCCAGAUGGUGCUGGGCCCCAGGCCAGGCCCGCGCAAAAUCAAUCCAACACGCCUCAAUCACUGUAUCCUACCAAUCAUUUUCCCAGUCGUGAUGGAGCAAGAGAACCAAGGAUACAGACAUCUCGGGAACAGUUCCUGCACGCUCCGCCGGGGCAGGAUGAAGGGCAAAGCCAGCACUCUGAAUUCGCCUCAUCUAAAACGCCCCAGCAAGAAGGGUUUCGUGGUGAUCUAUCUUCGAAUCCAACCUCAAGCAGUACCCUCAAUUCGCACACCCCGACGCCAUUUCAGACGGCCCAGUCCCCGCGAGCCCGGCCACCUGGUAUAUCUCCAGCACCCAAUCCUUUAUCGAGUUCUACGGGAAACCAAGCUAGAUCACAGUUUGUCAACGAAAAUGGUAUUCGUCCGGCACGAACGCCAGCUCCGAGUGAUAAAGUUCGAUCAAUUGAAAAUAGUAAGAUGUCCAGUUCUGAAUCGGGCUCCCAACGUGAUUCCGAAGCUCGUAAAAGUAAACCAACUCCGUUGGGUGCUUUUGAGCAUUCUGCUCCUGCCACGUUGCAACGUCCUCCAACGUCCAAAGGUAGCUCUGAGGAACAAGGGAUUAAGAGCAAGACGGAGGGUCGGUUCAUCGCUCCUUUCAUUCCAGAAAAUCACCGAAACCUUGACGCCCGCUCACUUUCUAGAGGGAGCGAGAAAUCCCUAGGCACCUCGGAGUCUGCGAGCGCGCAACGACAGGUUCCAAUGCUGCGAAGAUCAGGUUCUGGAGACUUUAGUAUCAAUACCAAAUCUGAUACUCGCACGGUAAACGAACCUGAAGAAGUUGUUAAAAAAUCCUCACCUGACGCCAGGGAAAGUCCUAUUGUGCGCGAAAUAUCCGAUAUACCUAGAAAGCUCUCAUCGUCCACCACGCCUAUUUCUCUCGCUAAAUCACUUGAGAAGCCUCUAACGGAAGAAAAAGGAGAGACACAUCGUGGAGAGACACAUCGUCCAGGACUUGGUCCAAUGGUGAAAAAGAAGCCUGCCGAACUCGCGUCUACCCUGCGAAAAGCAGCUACCGCCUAUAGCGCUUUCAAACCUAGACCUGGGGGUGCGGCAGAUAGAUUUGCUGGCCAGCAAAGAGAAGAGUGGACCAUGACCGAUGAUUCCGUUAAAACUACUGUUCCUCCUUGGACACAACCAUCUACGAAGGAUACGCAGUCUAUUGUUCCUCCAGCAGAAGUUUCGAAGGCUGAGGAAGUGGCUAAUGUCCAGGUUACGGAGACUGCACUCCAGCCUCAGCCAUCCAAAGGGAUUUCGACUCCUAUAGCUAGUCCACCGGAAAUUGCCUCCCCGAAAGUGUCACCGUCACAAGCAGAACGUCGGCGUCCGCGCCGUGAGGAUAACACGGCAAAUUAUUGUACGGCGCUCGCAAUCGACCCAAGCCUUUUGGAGGGUAGGGGAGCUUCCUUCGAUGAUAUAUUAAGUGACAUAGGAUGGCAUGGGAAACUGAGUGAGGACAAACGGGUUGAUGAUUUCGAGGCAGAUGUCCGGCGCGAGAUAGGACGGGUGCAAGCAAGUAGUUGGCUGGGACAUCUCGAACAGCAAGAAGGCAAGACCCUAGUGGAUGAUGUUGCUUAUAUCGAAGCACAAUCUCAAGGGUUACAGGUCCAAACUGCGAAUCAAAAGCUUCUCCAAAAUGAACUACAAAAUCUCCUCAAAACCAUUUCUAUCUCUUCCGUUGACCUCCGACCUCUCCGAGAAGCAUCUCUUAGCAGCACAGACGGUGUCGAAGAAGCCGAGUCUUCCCUUGCCAUCCUAUACAAAGCAAUGGUGAUGAUUGAUCCUGACAUUAGAAUAAAUAAGAGGCGACUAGCUGAUGCUGCUGGUGACCGCGGUGCAAUUGGCAUCUACGCAGAUGCGGAAGUUGGCCAGAUGCGCGCGGUGAAGGAGAAAAAGGGGGAAUACCGUGACGAAGCCCAGCUUUUCCUCCAACGUUUAAAGCAGUACAUGGGCCUUUCUUUCAAAAUUGCGGAGCAAAAAGCGAUGGAUUUAAUUUCAAGCUCUAAAUCAGGAAAAAUUUUCUUGGGUGCUCAUGAUACUGCCCGACAAGAACUUUGGAUGUAUAACGCUUUCAUGCUUUUCGCUCGUGAGGUCAGCACGGCGGAUUGGACUGCCAUUACCACGCAAUAUGAACAACAGAUGAAGAAAACAUAUCAGAACGAGUUCAGGGAUAAUAUUAUGGCCUGGAAACGCGAAGGGCGGAAGCCUUCAGGUGACGAUCAAGAGCUGCUAUUCACACAUCAAGACAAGGAACGUGAUGGAGACGGUAUCACCACCGCUGCCCGGAAGCUGACCGUGAGGCGAGGCAAAACGGUUCGUGUCGCGGGUACCUCGCGAAUGCCCGUAACGGACAAAUCUGAUGGAAAGAUUGAGGCCUAUGAAGUUUUCGGCGGUUCAUUAGAAGAUACAACGAAACUAAUUGCUGCGGAGCAAAAUUUUGUGGUGAAAUUCUUUCAUAUGACGUCACUCUCAAGCAUUGAAUUCCAGGAUUUGAUUUUAACUGCUCGGGCCAGCGACGAAGAUACCCACUGA